Molecule: messenger RNA, 3786 nt
Organism: Cavia porcellus (domestic guinea pig)
Lineage: Eukaryota; Metazoa; Chordata; Mammalia; Rodentia; Caviidae
Gene: Samd7
Product: sterile alpha motif domain containing 7
Exons: 8
Coding region: 263-1576 (437 amino acids)
Biological process (GO): negative regulation of DNA-templated transcription
Cellular component (GO): nucleus
Molecular function (GO): histone binding; chromatin binding
Source: RefSeq, a predicted model, not a curated record
CUUAACAUCUUUUAGCCUAUCUGUAAAGGAUAUCAGAGGGCAAGUUUCUGUCAUGAAAUAGAACUAAUCAACUUAGUUGAAUUUAUAUUUAAGGCAAGGUUAGCCUUCAUUAAGACACCUUCAGAAGCAGUGGUCAGCUGUGCUCUUCACUUGUCUCUGAGGAGCUUCUGCAGCAGAAGACAGAAGGUCUAGAUGGUUCGCUCGUCGGCAGGGCCAAAACAGUCUGUAUAGAAGCUAACUCUGUCAGAGGCAAGGGAGAUCCAUGACAAAUCCAGUGAUGGCUGUGAACCCUUUACUGACUGCAGCCGGGCAGCAGAGGAUCCCACUGAUUCCCUCACCGUUUGGACCUCCAGUUGUGGACAGAGAUACUUUGCCUUCUGUUGUACCAACUGAUCCAAGACAGUUUUGUGUUCCUUCCCAAUACGGAUCAUCUGUUCUACCCAACACAAAUGUGCCAAACAUGCUGCCCAAUCCCGGCUACUCAGGUUGGGGCAUUGUACCAUCUGAAUCCAUAAAGGCAGUGACCAGAAGGAAUGAAAUGAUUCAAAGGCACCAUAAUGCCAGAUCAGAACUAGAAAUGUAUGCGAUUUACCAGCAAAGGAGAAUGGAAAAAGUGAAUCCCAAGGGACUAGCUGCCCUAGGGGUACCAUUUCUUUAUGGUUCCGGCAUCCCUUCUGGCCCAGUGGCUUUCCACGGCAGGAGCAUGCUCCCUGCCAGCGACCUGCACUUUCACAGAAGCGCCCUCAGGCACCUUCCGGAAAACCCCAUCCUCAUGGCAACCAGACCUCACCUUCUAGAGAACUGGAGACAGAAAUACCGGUCCAGGAGAGGCACCGGGAGUCAAAAACCUCUGGACAGUGACACUGAGAGUUCCAAAAGUCAAGCAGAGGAAAAAGUCCUCGGCCAGAUGCCUGCAGUUCCCUAUGAAGAGGAUGAGUACGCGAAAGGUCCAGAGAUUGAGAUAUGCCACAGUCAGAAGUCAAGCGAAACCAGUGAAAAGACAACACCACCUCUCACCAACCCCUGUGCAGCACUCCAGCCCACCCCUAAAAAACCCUGGGGUGUUCACUCCGCGCCCCUGGGAAAGGCCUGGGACUGUGGGAAGGAGGAGGCUGCAGAGCAGGCGUCUGAAGAGGGCGGUGAGAAGAGCAGGGUUUGCUCUUCGGUUCCUCCGCUGGGUCUGCCUGGAACACAUGUCCUUUUUCUACCUGGGGAAAACCCUCCUUUGGAUGAAGAUAUUCAGAAAUGGACCGUAGAUGACGUUCACAACUUCAUCAAAAGCCUCCCAGGCUGUUCAGACUGUGCCCAGGUAUUUAAAGAUCAUGCAAUUGAUGGAGAAACUUUGCCAUUACUCACAGAGGAGCACCUCCGAGGCACCAUGGGACUGAAGCUGGGGCCAGCGCUAAAAAUUCAGUCACAGGUAUCUCAGCAUGUGGGAAGUAUCUUUUACAAGAAAACUCUUUCACUUCCUACUCACACAAGACAAGCAUUGGAUCAACCAGCAGAUAUAUCCCCUCUUUUGGAUUUUAAUUCCUGGAGUGAUACGUUGAGCAUUCCUUGUUCACAGGAUUCAUAAUUCUUCCAAGAAUUGAGGCAGAUUGUAUGAGAAGUUGAAGACCCGUAAAGACCAAGAACAGCUGGUGGAUGUACUUCCAUGGCAAGCACCUGCCUAACAAGUACAAGAUUCUAAAUUCGAUUCCCAGUACAAAAAAACCCAAGAACAAUCUUCAUCAGUUGUCAAAAAUAACCUAAGAAUAUUAGCAAGGACAUAUUAGAGGACAAAAUGGAGAGAGAGAGAGGGACAGACAGACAGACAGACAGACAGACAGAAACCAGCCUUCUUAGGACUGUUGUAGAAGAGGCUCAAACACCCAGCUUCCUUCCAGGGCUGCAGUGAUUCCAGUACCAAGAGGCUAGAGAAUUCAUAAAGAAAGCUGCAGGAUGUUUCUAAGCAGAAGACUCCAAAGAAACCAAAAGAGAUGAAAGUGGGGGGAAAAAAAUCCUUUUUAUUCCACUCAUUUCCCAUCACCUGACUCUGACAGAGACAAGGACUGGGGUCUGAAGGACACAGAAGAGAAGGUGGAGAAAGACAUGACAGAAAGUGGAAAAGCUGGCCCUAGGCUUCCUCACAGAAGUAUGCAGCUUCAAGCUGGCCCACCUAGAAAAUGGAGGAAGCCUUAACCUUAAAGUUUCAAGCUUGGACUGUGAUAAAAACAGCAUGAUACUGGGAAAAACAAACACACACACACACACACACACACACACACACACACACACACACACAAACCCCAAGGAUCAAUACAACAGAUUAGAAGAUGUAGAAACAGCUGCAGACAUACAUAGCUACCUUAUCUUUGACAAAGGUGUCAAAUAACUUCACUGGAAAAAAAGCCUCUUUAAUAAAUAGUGCUGGAAAAACUGACUUUCCAUUUGCCAAAGAUUAAAACUAGACCCAUAUCUUUUGCCAUGAACUACACUAAAAUCAAAUGGAUCAAAUAUCUAAAUAUUAAAACAGAGAAACUAAAUCUUUUGGAAGAUAGAAUAGGUAGAACUCUUGGAGACCUUGUAUAUGCAAAGACUUUAUGAACAAAACUCCAAUCACACAGGAACUAGCACAGAGAUGCAACAACUGGGAUCUCAUCUUAUUAAAAAGCUUUUAUGCAACAAGAGAAACCACCAACAGAGUGAAGAUACAACCUACAAUGUAGGAAAAAUUUUUGGCAGCUGUUCCUCAGACAAAGAACUACUGUCUAGAAUAUAUAAAGAACUCAAAAUAGAUGCCCCUCAAUUUAAAGACUCAACUAAAAAUGGGCAUCUGAAAUGACUUUCUCAAAUAAAUAUAUGAAAAUAUGUUCAACAUCAUUGAUCAUUUGAAAAAUUCAAGUUAAAACAACACUGAGAUCCUAUCUUACUUUGGAAAGAAUGGCUGCUAUCAAGAAAUCAACCAAUACCAAAUGCUGGAGGAAAAAAGGAAACUUUUCCACUGCGGGUAGGAAUGUGAGCUGGUGAAACCAUGCUGGAGGUCAAUGUGGAGAUUACUCAAAAAACUAGGACUGGAGGUUCCAUUCAACCCAGCUACUGCCCUUCUUGGUAGCUUCCUGAAGGAAUUAAAAACAUCAUACCAUAGUGAUAUAUGCAUACCCAUGUUUAUGGAAGCACAGUUUGUAAUAGCUAAAUCUUGGAAAUAGCCCAAACCCAUCGGCUGAUGAGUAGAUAAAGAAUAUUUUUUAAAAAAAUACUACUCUACCAUAAAGAAGGAUAAGCUUGCGACAUUUCUAGCUAAAUGGAUGUGCCUUUAGGCCAUUCUCAUAAGAACAUGUGUAAACACUGCAUUGUUUCUCUAGUGUGAGAAACCGAAAGUAUAAAUAAGGAUCAAAAUGUAUGAUAGAUACUGUGAUAUAGGAAGAAAAUGUUCAAAUGGAAAGGGGAACUAGGGAUGAGGGAAACGGGAAGGAAAGGGAAAGAAAAAAACAUGAGAAAAGAAAGAAAACAUGGAAACGAAGCUUUUGGGGAAAAAAAAAGGAGGGAAGGGUCCAGGGAUAUAACUCAGUGGAAUAAGCGCCUGCCUGAAAAGUGCGAGGUCCUGAGUUUGAGUUCCAGUACCCACCAAAAAAAAAAAAAAAGGAAAAAGGAGAUUGAAGAGAAGGGUAAAGGAGUGUAAAAAAAUUAAAUUGUGUCUUGUACAGGUACAAAUUCCCUGUAAUGAAGAGAUCAUUAUGUAUACCUAAAAUGUACCAGGAAGUGUAAUUUUAAAAAUAAAUAAAAUAAAAUAUAAAAAAGCUUGAG